AUGGUUGAGUUUGAAGUGCCAAACUCUCCCGUGCGAGAGGAUGAAACGAUCAGCUGGGAACUGGUUGAACAACUCUUGGCUGCUGUUUCAUCUGAUCGUAAGACCACGGUACAAGACCGCAUUAAUGAGAUGUCAGGAAGGAAAACGCGCAGACACGGGUUUUGCCAGCGGCAUGUCUACACUGCGGAUCUGGCCGAAUACCUCAAUCUGGCAUCUCGCACAGACUUAGAGCGCAUUUCUCGAAAUGGUGUCUCUGAUGGACGAAUCUUUUACCUGCUCAACAGAAAGUACAUCAAAUUACGACAUUUCUAUGAACGGCAUAAAGUUGCAAAGCAUCGCUUCAAAAAGAAGAACUUCAAUGUGUACCUGGAAGAUUUUAAACGCUACCAGGCUAGCCGUGGCCGCGGUGGUAAAGCCUACUACGAGACCAUCGAGGAUAAACUCAGUUCUAUCGCUGAUCGUCGCUACUUAGUGAGGUUGCAAAGAAUGGAACUUGAGCAGGUGAGCACAGACGAAAGCGAGGAAUCUGUAGAAGAAAUUGACCCGGUGGUAAAUGAGUCAAUUAGUCUCCUAUCUGAUGAGGAGGAGACAGCAGCAAAGGGGGUUCUGCCGUCGGCAGUGCAAAACACUACUGUUGAUGCCGAGAAUAGCCAAGUGAGUAUCGACCUCUCCUCGCCUCCCACUACUCCCGUGAGUGUCCGAUCACUAAGCUCAGCCCCCCUAGUACAACAGGAUGCUACACCGGGGCCUGUCAACUCCCCGGGCGCCUCAACGAAAUCGCCACAACAGCCGCGCACUGGCACACAACAAUUGCUGGAGGAGUUUUCGAAUCUUGAACCUGACUACAGCCGCAGGACACGAAGGCAUAAAUUUUCGCAAGACCAUGUGUAUGUCACUGACAUAGCAGUGUAUUUGAGUCUAUCUUCGGUUUACCAGCUGAACGAUCUUUAUGACCAGGGAAAAUCCUACAACGAAAUCAUGUCAUAUUUGGAGUCUGUUUAUUCUCAGAGACGAAAGGAACGUGAGGAAAAAGAGAUCGGCUACGGUCCUUUUUACAAGCCAACGUUUGCUGCGUACCUUGCCUCCGAAACUCACAAGCUGGCAGAGCAGAAUAAUGUUGCGAAAGAGACAGCCAUGAGCGAUAGUGGCGAAGAUGAAUACGUGGAGAAUGAACUCCCUAUCUUGUCCUCACCUGUGUUGGCACCAGACGCGCACAGCGAGAACGAUAAUCUCUCACUGAUGGAACUUCCUUGUCCUGAGGGUUUCAAGGAGAACAGUCAAGAUAGUCAGGAGGACGCUUUCGUAUUUCGCAACCGUCUGCUAAAGAAAAAGAAUGCUUUGGCGGGCGUGCUUCCGCAAUCAUUUUUAAAGCUCAACGAGCCACAGUCGGUCACCAGGCGACAACGAGAACCACGGGCACCGCGACCAGGCCUUGCACGGAAGAGGAAUCAUAAAUACUCCAGGACUGACGAAUUUGCCGAUUUCUUGACCAAUGGCGAUCUCCAAACAGAGAUUCGGCCAUUCAAGUACGUGGAGACAAGAGCGAGAUGCACGCCUUUUCAAUUGGAACCAACAUUCGAGUCUACGGAAAAUGUUAAGGUUAUUUCUUCUCCAUCUUCCGACUCUGAUGUGAAAGAGCUUUUUGAAGUGACUGUUAGGAAGGACUAUGCAGAAGAAGAUCGAUCAGCAGGCAUUGAUUACAUGCUUAGCAGAGCCUCAAAAACUAAGAGAAAGGCGAAGAGCAAAUCUAAAAGACCACGCACUGGCACAUAUAGACGGCCACGAAGUGAAACUCCCUCACUAAGAUACGGACGUAAGGCGAUUCAAAGAACCACAGAGUUUCUUUCGAAAAGGCCCCUAGAACAAAUGAUAUGGAUUAGUGAUGAGGAUACAAGAAACACAGACAAACAAUCAAGAAACAUAGAGAAGCGUACCCCAAUAGCAAGCCACAAGCGCAGAAAGAAACUUGCCAUUACAGGAAACCCGGGAGAUCCAGAGCAUUUUUAUUACCAGAGACGUCGGAUUUUCGGCACUGCUCAACUGGAAGCUAUAGCAAACGAGGAAGUGAUGGAGGUCAGGCAACCACUACAGAACAAAACCAAUUCAUAUACUAAUGUCUCGGAUAGGCUGGGUAAAACUCAUUUGCAAAAGGCAUUCCAUAUGGGAGACUUGAGCCUUGACAGAUUUCAGGAUCUUGACUCUUCCACGUCCUCGUUGAUUAAUUCCAGACUCUUCCAUGCUUGUUUGGACGAGGAUGGCAACUACUACAAGCCCGAACCUAUCGAAUUCUCAUUCGGAAACCUGCAUUACUCACUUGACAACUCCAAUAUAGAGAAAGCUCCAAGAUUGACAGAAGUCUUGCUGAAGCAACUAUUUGCAUCUCUUGCUAAAGAAGCAUUAUCUGAGGAAGACCACAACAGUGUUAGGAAAACCUACAUCUGCAUUCUGCAAUUGACUUGGAAUAUGAUCAGAUGGAGUCGGCACGAUUUCAUAAGAUUUGCGAAGGUCCUCUUAUCCUCGUCUUGGACGUUUUUGGAUCUUACAAUUAAAGCAAAAACCAAACUUCUAUAUGCGCCCUUUCAUCUAACCCUGACUACUCUCGCAGGUAGGAUUAUGAGACAGCUCAAGGAAGAUCAUCAAGGUUUUGAUCAUGUCAUAGUAAAAUUGCAGAGACAAAUCAACAGACUAGCAUGCUCGGUUUCCAAAUCUCAUUUCUAUUACGCAUUGAAGGAUGACUCAACUAAGUUUAUGGAAUCGAUGCUGAUGUUUCUUGCCUUGUGUCCAAACCCUUGGAAUCAGGUAGCAUCUUUGGCGAGAGAGUAUGAGCUGUCAUUCGAAAACGUGGUAAGUUAUCUGUAUUUUGUUCACUCCCAGAGGCCAGUUCUAGUUGAUUGGGAGUUUUUCAUGCAUGAAAUUGAAACUCUAAAAGACCCUCUUGAUAUACGGAAGUCUCGAGCUGUUCUAUCAACGGUCAUGAAAAUUAUCAAGGAGCUAAAUUGGAAUUUCGAGGAGCUUUUACUGGUAAAGAUCUAUAGACUCAUCAGCUACCAUCGCUUUGAGAAUACUGGAAGUAUGAAGAGAGUCACAAGCAAUGUGCCGUUGUCCCUCACCAUUUCUGAGUCUGAUGGAUUCCUAGACAUGUACAUCAAAUUCCUGACUCUGUAUGUCCAGCAAUAUAUGGAACCAGAGAAAAGGAUGAGCUUGAUCGAGAAAGUCACGCCUGUGAGCGACAUCAGCACGUGCACUGCUAAACUUCUUGGGAAUCGAAUUUGCCUUCUUAUGGUGAUGACUCGACUAUUCAAGCAUGACUUUUCGAAACAAGUGGCCAAUGUCUUCGGGGUUUUGAUUGGGCUUGGAUCAUCAUCGGCAAAUGAGCAUACUCUCGAUCUCGUUAGUUCUUACACACAAUGUCAGUUCGAAGUCUUCAAAAAAGCUCCUCUGGCGCUUCUUCGUGGAUGCUUGGUUCAAGUUGUCGAUUCAAUCAACAGCUUAAGGCUGACCUCAGAUGUAUGCUCCGAUAAAUUCCGUUAUCUGGCGAAGCAAAUAUGGGAUGCAGCUAUCGAUGAUAAAGAAGACGGCCGAGUUGGUCACUACUUGUUGGUGUUUAUCUCUUUACUGAAAAUUCGAGUGUCGCACCUUUCAGUUGUGAUUCAAAGAACGAUAGACGUCAUUCGAAAACUUAUUUGGAUGAAGCCGGUCGCUUUCCAAAAACUAACUCCCAAAUUACGAACAGAGUUACUUUCUGCGCUGAAAUCAAUUGUGCUAGCGCCGGAAUUACUCAGCGAAUCCCUUAAAAAGUCAAGUAUUCAUCUUUGGGUGCAUAUUAGCUCUAUCACUGGAGUUGUUACUGAUGCUUUGAUUCACCUGGAGUGGCAGUAUUUUGGCACUGCCCAUACGAGGUCCAAGUACGAGUUGGCAUUCUUCACAUCAGUAAUGACAUUUUACAGGGAUCAAAUUUCAGCUAGCUCAUUCUCGGAAAUGUUCAGGGUAUUCCUCCAAAAGCUUGCUGAUAUAUGCACCAGAGACCUUUUUGAUUUCUGUAAGCUUCUGGCACAACAAAACGGACACAGUGGAUAUCUAGAGUUUAGAACUGGCAAAAGCCUCUCGGAUAUGUCGAUGGAGGAAUUCUCGGAUCAAAUAAUGCGUGUUAGCGUUCGGAUUCUCGCUCGUUUGGUGGUUGCAGCUAAAAGAGGCAAGGAACAAGAUGCCGACUAUCUAAAAGUAUUUGUGAGGUCCUUGAGCGACGUAUACAAGAGAUCUAUCGCCCAGGGUAAGUUCGAAAAACCUAAAGAAGAUUUUGUUACGCUGAUCCGGUACCUCAAUACCGUUGCAAGCUCUGUUUUACAGACAGUGCCAGAAUUUAUUGACUUGAGGCAUGAAUUGGCAAUUGAGGACGUGCAAGCGCCACUUAACGAACGCUUUGAAUCUACAGACAAUAUGACAGACCUCAUGAUCCUUCUGGAGAGCGAGUAUAUCAACUCGUUGAUCAAUUACAAGCUUGAACUUUUUCGGGAUGACGUGGUUUCAGAUCUUGAUGAACUGCCAGUGCUUGAAGUCAAUCCACUUCACAAAUCGGUGUUUUAUUCCCUUUUGACCAUUAUCUCUCUGCAUUUGCAUCAACUUUCUUUUGACAAAUCCCAUUGGAUUCAUCUUCGAAACUGGCUGGAUAUAAUUGUCCUUGCUGUGAAGAAACGUAGAUCGUUUUCGCAGGCAGAUGUCUGGACUCUAGUUAGAUUGAUCACCUUGUGUUCUGAAAUCGGGAGCUAUAAAACAUCGAACGAGGAUUCUUGGAGGCAAUGCUCUGAAUUGAUAUAUGAGCUCUUAAAUCACCUAUCAGUUGCUUUUCUGGGCUACGAUGAUAUGGCAGAUUUCAAGAGAUUGUUCAUAUUACUGGAAGCUUUGGACGAGCCAAAGGAGUACUUGAGAUAUGCCUUCGAAGUUCCUGAAAACCUGCUAAUGGAAUUCAACGCUUUGUACACCGAAUAUUCCAGCCUACUGGUAACAAGACUACAAGGCCGUGAAAUCACUACCGUUAACUGUGAUCUUGCAGGGUCAAAAGCUCUUGCUGAGCAAUCAUGUGGAAUAUAUGGCCCUAGUUUUCGUGCUAUGGCUUCCAAUGAUUUUGAAGGAAUUGCAUUUAAUUAA
Molecule: messenger RNA, 5145 nt
Organism: Ogataea haglerorum
Lineage: Eukaryota; Fungi; Ascomycota; Pichiomycetes; Pichiales; Pichiaceae
Exons: 1
Coding region: 1-5145 (1714 amino acids)
Source: RefSeq, a predicted model, not a curated record